UCUCCCACUUCAACUCUGCUCUGCGAUUGCGAUUCAUUCUGUCUUAUAACUAUUGGCGAAUGGAAAUGGUGGGAAGGAAUAGAAAUGCGUAUUUGGUGUUGUGUUUGGUUGCAUGGCUUUGUGUGGGGCCGGGUGAGUCGGAUAAUGGGCUUCAAAGGAUUGGGCUGAGAAAGAUGAAAGUGGGCCGGGCUUUCAAUAGGAAGUACGGUCUCCUCAGUAAUAACGAUGAGGGAGAAAGUGAAAUUGUGGGACUCAAGAAUUUCUUGGAUGCUCAGUAUUAUGGUGAAAUCGCCAUUGGUACCCCUCCUCAGAAGUUCGCUGUUCUUUUUGAUACUGGCAGCUCUAACACCUGGGUCCCAUCCGAUAAAUGCUUUACCUCUAUGGCAUGCUAUGUCCAUGCCAAGUACAGGUCUAGACAAUCAAGAACAUACAGACAAAACGGGACUUCUGCUUCAAUUCGAUAUGGUAGUGGAUCCAUAUAUGGUUUCUUCAGUUAUGACAAUGUCCAAGUUGCUGACGUAAUUGUAAAGAACCAGGAAUUCAUUGAAGCAACUCAAGAGCCUGGCCUUGCAUUUGUGGCGGCCAAGUUCGAUGGUUUAGUAGGACUUGGUUUCCAAGAGAUAUCUGUUGGAAAUUCUGUUCCUCUGUGGUACAAUAUGAUCAAUCAAGGUCUGAUGAAGGAGCCAUUAUUUUCGUUCUGGCUCAAUCGAAACACAGCGGAUGAUAGAGGGGGCGAGAUUGUCUUUGGUGGCGUUGAUCCUGCUCACUUCCAGGGUGAGCACACUUAUGUUCCUGUGACGCGAAAAGGCUAUUGGCAGUUUGACAUGGGUGAUGUGCUGAUUGCUGGUAAACCAAUUGGAGAUUGUGCUAAUGGCUGUGCUGCAAUAGCAGAUUCAGGGACUUCUUUGAUCACAGGUCCCACGGAUGCAAUUAAUGCUAUAAAUGAAGCCAUUGGAGCUAAUGGAGAUGAAGUUGCAAGCCAAGAAUGCAAGACUGUUGUUAAUCUCCAUGGACCUACAAUCCUGGACUUGCUUUUAGCUAAAGCACAGUCAAAUAAGAUAUGCUCCCAAAUUGGAUUGUGUGCAUUUGAUGGGACUCGUGGAGUUAGCAUGGGUAUUGAGAGGGUUGUGGAUAAGAAUGAAAGAAAAUCUUCUGGUGAUGCUACUUGUUCUGCUUGUGAGAUGGCUGUUGUUUGGAUGGAAAACCAGCUGAGGCACGAUCAGACACAAUAUCAGAUACUAAGCAAUGUCAAUAAGGCUUGUGGUAAACUGGGAGAAGCACUUGUUGCCUGUGAAAAGAUACCUUCAAUGCCUACUAUUUCCUUCACUAUUGGUGGAAAAACUUUUGACCUUUCCCCCAAUGAAUAUAUUCUCAAGGAUGAAGAAGGUUCUCAAGUUCAAUGCAUCAGUGGCUUUUCUGCGUUGGAUGUGCCUCCUCCUCGGGGCCCUAUCUGGAUCCUUGGGGAUGUUUUCAUGGGUCCCUAUCACACAGUGUUUGAUCUUGGUAACUUGAGGGUGGGAUUUGCCAGAGCUGCAUGAAGAAUAUAUAUAGAUAUACAUGCAUACUUGUCAUGUUCAUUUGGUAUUGGUUUAUGUGUGUAUCUCAACCAUAUAUGUGUAAUUACUGAUUAAUAUUCAUUGAAUACAAGGAACAUCAUUAUUUUAAAAAUUAAUGAAAAAUACAGCCACUUCGA
This is a messenger RNA of Prosopis cineraria, 1693 nucleotides long. RefSeq names its product aspartic proteinase A2-like. Gene Ontology annotation, biological process: proteolysis; lipid metabolic process. The coding region runs from base 60 to 1538 and encodes 492 amino acids. The transcript is spliced from 14 exons. Gene Ontology annotation, molecular function: aspartic-type endopeptidase activity. Lineage: Eukaryota; Viridiplantae; Streptophyta; Magnoliopsida; Fabales; Fabaceae. The record is from RefSeq and is a predicted model, not a curated record.